AUCUCUAGUCUGAGUAUUGUUCGUUUUCUCCGAAUGCCAAUGGCCGAAGUUAAUAAUAUUCACGAAAAAUAUGCUUUCAAGUCAAGAAUAUAAUAAAUGAUAAAAAAAGAUUGUUAAUGCAUGUAAAAUUAAAACAUUUAGUGUAUGUUUGAUCAACGCAUUACAUUUCGCACAAUGUCGAACCACAUGAAUCAUACAUCUUUGUGAACGUUUUAUAAUAUAAUUUUAAUUUUGGAACAUAAAUCGGUGUAUAUCAUAAACAAGUGCAUUAAACAUGCGGGAAUUUAAAGUGGUUGUGCUUGGUUCCGGUGGCGUUGGUAAAUCGGCCCUAACUGUUCAAUUUGUUUCGGGGUGUUUUAUUGAAAAGUAUGAUCCCACCAUCGAGGACUUUUAUAGAAAGGAAAUAGAGGUUGACAAUUCUCCGUGUGUUUUGGAAAUAUUGGAUACAGCCGGAACUGAACAAUUUGCUUCUAUGAGAGAUCUCUACAUAAAAAACGGACAUGGCUUUAUUGUGAUGUAUUCGCUGACAAACCAUCAAACAUUUCAGGAUAUUUCAAGUAUGAAAAAUGUGAUUACUCGAGUUAAAGGAAGCCAACCAGCACCGAUAUUACUUGUAGCAAAUAAAUUUGAUUUGGAUUGUCAAAGAGAAGUAUCAACCGCUGAAGGUAAUGCCCUGGCCCACCUCUGGGAAUGUCCUUUUAUCGAAGCAUCAGCAAAGGAUCGAAUAAAUGUCAAUGAAGUGUUCGCAACUAUUGUUCGAGAGAUGAAUUUAACGCAAGAGAAACGACAAAAAAAGAAAUACUGUUGUUGUACGCUUUUAUAGAAAUUUGUAAAUAUGUAAGAUUAAUAUAGUUAAAAAUAAAAUCACAAAUAUGUAUGUAAAAAAUAUACUGACCAAGUAAUAAGUUUAAUGUCCGAGAUAUUUCAAAAAGGAACAACACCAUGAAAAAAUAAAUAAUAAAA
Messenger RNA from Drosophila navojoa, 963 nucleotides. RefSeq names its product Ras-associated protein 2-like (gene Rap2l). NCBI's taxonomy places the organism in Eukaryota, Metazoa, Arthropoda, Insecta, Diptera, Drosophilidae. Gene Ontology annotation, molecular function: GTP binding; GTPase activity. Gene Ontology annotation, cellular component: membrane. The record is from RefSeq and is a predicted model, not a curated record. Gene Ontology annotation, biological process: Rap protein signal transduction.